This is a messenger RNA of Rhagoletis pomonella (apple maggot), 3081 nucleotides long. Its product is annotated as farnesol dehydrogenase-like. The record is from RefSeq and is a predicted model, not a curated record. Bases 2152 to 2931 code for a protein of 259 amino acids. NCBI's taxonomy places the organism in Eukaryota, Metazoa, Arthropoda, Insecta, Diptera, Tephritidae. The transcript has 2 exons.
UUAAUUGAAGGAUUUUUUUUUUAUAAAAUACCCAGUGAUGGAAAAUUAGGCACAUUUCUACGCUUUUUACCCCUCUUAAGACCAAAGAGGUAAAAUUUGGUACACUUGACUCAAUUUAGGUACAAUGCAUUUCUCCCAAAUAGUUUCCAAUCAAUGGUUUAUGUACAUAUUUAUAUAAUGAGCAUUGAAUGGCACUGAGUGUCAUCUAUCAACCACCUACAAACGAUCUUGCAUCAUUUAGUCUGCAUUUGAGCAUUUUAUCGCUGAAAUUAAAAAAAAAAAAACUAGAGAGAUUGGACAUUUUUUUAUUUUUUACCUAUCAUCAACCUACAAAUGACCACCAAAACGAUUGCGAUAUUCUAAAUAAUAUUUUUCAAUUAAGGAGUGACAAACUGAUAGCGAAAAGUCAGAGGUUGACAGCUUACUGCAAUUAAAAUGUUAAGUUAAAAAUCGCUGAUAAUACUCGUUAAUAUGUAUGUAUGUACAGACGCAAUGUAAACAACCGAGCAUGAGCAGUAAAGAGCUUAAGUAAAAGGUUUUUUUUUUUUUUAUUUAGGUAAACGUUCCUCAACCGCAUCUGAAAACUGAGGCGUAGGAAAACUCCUCAAGAUUCUUUUUAUGCGUUUAAGCAAAAUUUCCUUACCAAGCCAGUUCUAAUUUUUGUAGGCAAAACUCAUAGAAUUGAAAAGCUAAAUUUAACACCCAGUUUGUCAGUGCCUAGUAUAGAGGGAGAAUAAUUUAUGUGUAGGUACAUAUGUGCUCUGCUAAGUUUUCUGAUGAUCGUGCAUAUGCAUAUCUACUCGUAUUCAAGUAAGUGACUAUGUACAUAUGUAUAUAUUUAAAUAUAUCAGGCAACGAACCCACAGAAAGUAAAAAUUUUUCUAACAACAAAAAUAAUUAAAAGUGAGAGUAUCACUUUCAGAAUUGGCGUUAAAAUUGGAUGAAGGCGAACGAGUUGUCUCAACAGAUGUUUGUAUUCAUUUUUCGCGUUUUACUUGCAAAUAAACAACUUGCAUGCGAUUCGACAAUAAAAAAUAUGCUCUUUGUACGGCUUAAACAAGUCAAAUUAUUAACAUUACUUAUCAUAACAAAAAAAAAAAAUAUUAUACAUAUGUUAAUACUCAAAUUUUGCAAUAUUGCCACAAAAAAUAUAUGGGUGCAUUAAAAUCGGGCAUGCAAAAAAUUUAAAAUUACCCUUUUGUGGAGGAAAAUGUAGAUGACUUUAAAAUAAUUUCGUAUAAGACUUUUCGAUCGCUCUCCUGAUUAGACUACAAGAACUCAGGCGAGGGUCAAUGCCCAGAAUGUUUAAAUAUUUCGCAUUCUAGUUUAGUUGUUUCUGGAAAAAUUAGCCUUUUUAAUAGAUGUACGAUUUAAUAGCUUUAUUACUGUAAGGCUUCAGGUUUUUGAGAGCUUAGGAAAGCGGCUAUGUGGAAUGGUUCCAAAGCACAGAGUAGGAAUUAAUGGACUCAUUCCCCGCAGCUUUUGCUACCCAUUUUGGGGUCGUUUUCCCAACUACGUUUUAAAAUUUAUCUUCCCUUUAAACACAAAUGUUGUUCUGAAAAAAAUGAAUGUAAUACCGAAAAUUAUCGCGUUGUUUACGCGCCCAAAAAUUCAGCAUUUUAAUAGCGUUACACUUAACCUCCCCCUUUUUAAAACAUACACAUGCCUUGCCGCAAGCGCUUCCGGUCAAGUUCAAGAACCCAAAAUCGAAACCUGCUCCAGUUUAGCGUAAAUUAUAGCUCGCGCGCACAAUGUGCGAUAAUAGCGCAUGAAUAAUAUUACAAGUGAAUGCAUUUUGUGUGCUUUCUUUCUUGGUUGUUUUCUUUUUUUGCUUAACUUUCAGUCUCGCAACCCGCUGCGCCGAUACAUAUUACCCAUAUUACUGAAAACAAAGUAGCCAGCACAAUCGCCGUUUGCACAAUCGCACAGCAGCAUGCGCAGCGCUUCGAAGUGAGCUGCUUUGCAAACCAGCCAACAAGGCAUCGAAAAAAUUCAAUUCCCAAAAAAUUUAUUUAAAGUGCUGCAAUUUCGCGCUGCCACUUUAGUGUUGCUGCUAUAGGCACGCGUUGAACAACGGUACCCACUGCGCUUUGUUACAUUACGUACUUGCUUUAACAGAAAUCUCGUUUCAUUUCCCUUUCCGCCAACGCUAUGGAACGCUGGGUGGACAAAGUCGCUGUAGUUACAGGUGCCAGCUCUGGCAUCGGCUGGGCUGUCGCGCAGGACUUACUUAAGGCGGGCAUGAUUGUAAUUGGUUUUGCGCGUCGCCUGCAAAAAAUGGAGGAUCUCAAGGAGACGCUGGAUGUGUCCAUACGUGAAAAGUUUUAUCCGCGUUGCUGUGACUUGACUGUGCUGCCCUCGCUGAAGAGCAAUUUCCAUUGGAUCGAACAGCGAUUCCAUAGCUUGCAUGUGCUCGUCAACAAUGCUGGCAUGGUUCAGAUGACCAAAGUGCUGGAAGAGAGCAAUGAAUCGACGCUGAAGCAAGUGAUUGAUGUCAAUUUAAUGGGCACAGUGAAUUGCACAAAGCAAGCGUAUAGGCUAAUGCAGGCCACAAUGGCGAAGGGUGAAGCAUGUCAUAUAGUAACGGUAAGUAGUCUAUUGGGUCACACAGUGCCGUUACACAUACCCGAAUGUGGCUUGAAUUUAUAUCCGGUGACGAAGCAUGCGCUACACACCCUGCAUGAGGUUCUGCGGCGGGAGCUCUUUCCGCACAAACUGAUGCGGUUGUCGUCCAUUAGCCCCGGCCUGACACGUACUGACUUUGGCGGUGCUCCGUCUGAUGACGAGAAAAAGAAGUGGGAAGAAUUGAUUGAGCCAGAUGAAAUUUUGCUGCCCGAGGAUGUGGCGCGUGGCGUAAAUUUCAUACUCUCCUCGCCGCCUCAUGUGACCAUAGCUGACUUACUGAUGGUACCAGCGCGCGAAAGGUACUAAAAAGCUGAACUAGGGUGUUCUAUCACGGAAUACGCGCACUUAUAUGUAUUAGUCUGAGUAAUGUUGAUAUAAGUCAACUAAAAAUAUUAAGAAUCAAAAACUUCUAAUUUAUAAGAAAAAUAUUUGUAAAUAAAUUUUAUAUGUACACCA